AUGGUUGGGAAUCAGCCUCCUGAGGACUUGAGAGGUGGCAGCCAGCAUCCCUGCCCCACAGCCAGCAGACCCCAUACCCAGCAGGUCCCACAGCCAGGACUGUACACCCAGCAGGCCCCACAGCCAGGACUCCACACCCAGCAGGUCUUACAGCCAGGACUGUACACCCAGCAGGUCCCACAGCCAGGACUGUACACCCAACAGGUCCCACAGCCAGGACUCCACACCCAGCAGGCCUCACAGCCAGGACUCUACACCCAGCAGGUCCCACAGCCAGGACUCCACACCCAGCAGGUCCCACAGCCAGGACUCUACACCCAGCAGGUCCUACAGCCAGGACUCUACACCCAGCAGGUCCCACAGCCAGGACUCUACACCCAGCAGGUCCUACAGCCAGGACUCUACACCCAGCAGGUCCUACAGCCAGGACUCCACACCCAGCAGGCCUCACAGCCACCAGGCCCCACAGCCAGGACUCCACACCCAGAAGAACUCUACACCCAGCAGGUCCUACAGCCAGGACCCUACACCCAGCAGGUCCCACAGCCAGGACUCCACACCCACCAGGCCCCACAGCCAGCAGACCCCAUACCCAGCAGGCCCCACAGCCAGGACUCUACACCCAGCAGGCCCCACAGCCAGGACUCUACACCCAGCAGGUCCUACAGCCAGAACUCUACACCCAGCAGGUCCCACAGCCAGCAGAUCCCACAGCCAGGACCCUACACCCAGCAGAUCCCACAGCCAGCAGAUCCCACAGCCAGCAGACCCCAUACCCAGCAGGCCCCGCAGCCAGGACUGUACACCCAGCAGGUCCUACAGACAGGACUCUACACCCAGCAGGUCCUACAGCCAGGACUCUACACCCAGCAGGUCCCACAGCCAGGACUCCACACCCAGCAGGUCCUACAGACAGGACUCUACACCCAGCAGGUCCUACAGCCAGGACUCUACACCCAGCAGGUCCUACAGCCAGGACUCUACACCCAGCAGGUCCUACAGCCAGGACUCCACACCCAGCAGGUCCCACAGCCAGGACUCUACACCCAGCAGGUCCCACAGCCACCAGGCCCCACACCCAGCAGGCCCCACAGACAGGACUCCACACCCAGCAGGUCCCAUAGCCAGGACUCCACACCCAGCAGGUCCUACAGCCAGGACUCCACACCCAGCAGGUCCUACAGCCAGGACUCUACACCCAGCAGGUCCUACAGCCAGCAGGUCCUACAGCCAGGACUCCACACCCAGCAGGCCCCACCGACAGGACUCUACACCCAGCACGUCCCUCACCCAGCAGGCCCCACACCAUUCUCUGCCUGCAGCUCAGAUGUUGGCACCAUCCUGGCCCUCAGUGACGUGUUGUCUCUUUGUAACCAGAAGAGGCCAGGGUUUGGCUGCCCGAUACUAAAUGUCACCUGA
Molecule: messenger RNA, 1419 nt
Organism: Elephantulus edwardii (Cape elephant shrew)
Lineage: Eukaryota; Metazoa; Chordata; Mammalia; Macroscelidea; Macroscelididae
Product: glutamine-rich protein 2-like
Exons: 5
Coding region: 1-1419 (472 amino acids)
Source: RefSeq, a predicted model, not a curated record